Molecule: messenger RNA, 11110 nt
Organism: Pocillopora meandrina
Lineage: Eukaryota; Metazoa; Cnidaria; Anthozoa; Scleractinia; Pocilloporidae
Source: the annotation of a GenBank genome assembly
AUGGCUGAAGGAAACGAUAAGUUUAGCGUUGUCGACUAUGUUGUUUUCUCUAUCAUGUUGCUUAUCUCGGCGCUGAUCGGGAUUUGGUAUGGCUGCGGACCGGGCGGAAGGCAAAAAACAACAGCUGAAUAUCUUCUAGCGAACCGUAAAAUGGGUGCUUUACCUGUGGCAAUUUCUCUUCUAGUUUCCUACCUCUCAGCUAUCACUUUGCUUGGAGUUCCAUCGGAGAUUUACACCUACGGAGCUCAGUAUUAUGUGCUGAUUCUAUCCUACCCCAUCAUCUGUGCUACCAUGGCCAUCAUAUUUGUACCCAUGUUCAGACGUGUGAAGAUAACAUGCGCUAAUGAGGUAGGAUUUCGCUUUCCACCGAUUCAGUUGCAUAACCCAAAUAUUAUUUUCAUUCCAUAAUCCAGAGAAGCCUUUGGUCCAAAAUUUGCGCCCAUUAUUCGCCUUUGUGUAUUUAUUAACGACCUCUUUUGCUUACAAUUGAGCUUAAAACUUGCGAUGUUCUUUUGUUUAUCCUCGAGGGCGGCCGGCUAAGCCGGGGGGAGCCCGAAACCAGGAUGUCCACGACAACGGGAGGCAGAUCGAAUGUGCCGAUACACGACCUAACUGUACUUACUUCAGAUAAAUUGUCUUAUCUCUCUCCGCCAUUACUAAAUUUAAGUACAAAUCUCGUGGAAAAUCCAUCCAAUUACAUCUUGGAACGGGUUACAAUUGUAGUUUUUCCGUUCAAUCAAUAAAUUAGAAUCGGCCACAGGUGGCAGAACCCGAUAACUCUUGUUGAGCUCGUCACGCGAAAACUUUGUUUCUUUGUUUUCCCGCCUUCGAUUUGGAAAGCACCAGGGAGAGGGCAAAUGUCAGUAAUUACAUAUACAAUAAUUAAUGGAGGUUACUUUUAGGACCAAAGAUUGCACAACUUCCCUAAAUACGAAAAACCUCAAAGGCAUUUGUUAUUCGAUGAGUUGAAGGCAUAUAACAAGAAAUUAUUCAGGUUUAAAAAAUACAAAUAAACAAAACAACAAAACUUAAUCAAAAUGCAAUGAUGUACCAAGAAAAAUCAAAGCUGUUCAGGGAUGUUGAAAUACAAGCAAAUCACGAAGAAGGACAAGUGUUCAGUCGAGCGUGACUCUGCAGGACUUGAAGCGGUAAAUUUAGACCUAGCACACUCAGCUUCAAACCCCCCCCCCCUCUCCAGCCAUCCGUCUGGAACUUCACUUUCGAAAACCGGGUCUGUGUGUUUGUGAUUUCUGGGCGCAUAUUGUCACGUGUUUAUCUCGUUCCCUUUUUUUUCUCAUCCACCGAGCUUAAAGGAGGGCGAAAGAGGCGUUCAAGCGAAAACAAACGUAAUGUUUUCUGUUGUCUGCUUCAGCUUUGGUGACUAAAAGGCCUUCUUUCGGUCUGUUCUAACAAGUACCUUUUUCUUUUAGUAUUUGGAACGGCGCUUCUCUGUAGGAGUUCGAAUGGUUGGUUGCUUGUUUUUCAUUCUGGAAUACGUAAGUGACAAUAUAUCACUUCCUCAUAAAUAACUUUGAUAUAGAUAACGAGAAAAAUAUUGUAUGUUUUUGUAGGCCAAAAGUAAACAAUUUGGAUUAAAAUCUUAUCAUUCGAAUUUUACAGAGGAUAUUAUUUCCUGUACAUGAAAACAAAACUACUGCAUACGAAUAAAAAUUUAAUAACGACUGCUUCCUCUUAGUUUUAGCAAAAAAAUGACGAUUUCUAUGGAAUAAUUUCUCUGAGAAACAAUAUUGGACGCUAUGAUUGGAAAAUAUAGAAAUAUAUUUAUAUCUUACAAGACAUAAAAAUUAAAUUUAAAAAAAACUUUUAUCUCCAGGUCAUUUUGUUAUUCGAAAGUUGCUUAAACAAAUACAUCUGAAGGUUGACAGCAUGAUGUAAUACUUAAUUAUUUCGUUUUUACUGAUAGAUCCUGAAAUGAACUGUAUCAUUGGGGCAGGGGGAGGGGCUUAUUCCGUUUCAUGCAUGAAUCUUAGAAAAAUAAACGUGUUCUUUAAACAGUAUUUCACGAACCACGAAUUCAAAAGGGAAAACUUCAAAUCUCAACUUAACUUGCGUUUUUGUGAAAUUCACGCAUCACGUAUGAAUUUUAGGCUCAAUCAUCUGUGACACCCCCAUAGUUUAUAAUAAAGAAUGUGAACUUGGAAAAUAUAUUUAUCAAAAAGCAAGCAUAAGGUUAUCCUAUCACACAAUUCUUCAUACAAUGUGCCAACUGUUUUAUUUUGCAGACCCUAUAUUUGUUUGUUGUUCUGUAUGCACCUUCCCUUGCAUUGGAGGCUGGUAAGAUAUAAGACAACUGUAAACUCUCAGAGCUGAAUAACAUGUAACAUAUCAUAUUAAUAUUAUUGUAAUAUCCAGCAAAACAGGUGAUGAGAAUUCAUACACGCAUCAGCCACUGGGUGUGACCUGGAUAUCACACCGAAAUCUAAUAACUAUGUAUUCAUCUCACUUACUUUCAUUGGAGAAUCACCUAUCGGAUCUUGGAAUGUGCUGAAGGCUCAAACUGAAUCAUUUGUUUUAGGGACCACAAUUGAACAGAACCUUUCACCACGAAAGCCACCAUUCUAUUUUUUUUUUUUUAUCACUAAUGACUUAAGAAAUUUAAAUUUGAUUUUUUAUUCUCAGUUGCUGGAAUUCCACUCUCUGCAUCCAUUCUCACGACUGGAAUUGUGUGCACAUUCUAUACCAGCCUGGUAAGUAACCCAAAUCACGUGAAGAUGAUUUAUAUAAGGUUAUCAAAACCAAAAACUGUACUUUUCAACUCUUUACAGCUUACCAUCAGUAUGCAUAUUCUCCAUACUGUUCUCUAUACAUUUCCUAAGGAGAAUUUGUUUAAGAAUCUAGAGCUUUUAGGUUGAUGAUCAUUUCCUUUAUUCUUAUGACCUUAAUGUGUAAUUCAGGGAAACAUUGUAAAGAGAAAUUAGAUGCUGGUUACUCUUACGGGUCCAAGAGUACACUCCCCUCACCAAUACAAACACAUGACAACAGCUGUUGAUAGCUAGUUAAUUUGUGUGAUCAAAUUCAGUUGCAUGAGAGUGCUUCACAAUUCUUUUGCGCAUCCUGAUGUGCAUCAAUUGAAGCAUAGCAGACAGAAUUUCUAUUAAUAAAUCAAUUAAAUUGCUGUAUUAAAAAUGUCUUCCAACAGUUCAUGAUUCAUGCAGCAGCUUUGUGCUCAUUAAAACAUGAAAUACUUUGGAAUUUUCAAACGCAUUCAAGAAGCCUGAAUUGCUCCCUCUUAACUUUAACUUUUCUUUAUAUCUCCAUAAACACACCUUGACACAUACCUGAACCAACUAUUCACCAUUGUUGAGUUCUUAAAUAUUCUGGUUUCAGGGAGGCCUCAAGGCUGUGAUUUGGACUGAUGUCUUUCAGUCCAUGAUUAUGGUUGGAGGUCUUAUCACUGUGGUGAUAGUGGGAAGCAAUGAGGUUGGAGGUUUUAAUCAAGUAUGGAAAAUCAACAAAGAUUUUGACCGUCUUAACUUCUUUGAGUAAGUAAGACAAUCAUAUCUAUUAUAUCGCUAACAGGGCCUUUGGGCCAGAUGAAGCUCAUCCUGUGUUCUAUGCCUUCUGAAAAAACUCCACUUUAACCCCACUGAGGGAACUAUUGCGUGGAGCAGGCUUACAAAGAUUGUAACUUUUGGCAAUGUCGUCACAAAAGACAGCAGACGUGCACCUUCACAGUUGACAAUAUUUCCCAGUGCUUAAAAUUAAACAUAUCAUUCUUGAUUCGUGUCAAAGCAAAAUCUUAAAGCUAUAUAACAAAUCCUCAACUAACUAAUCUUUUUCAGUCAGAAUGGCUAGAUAUUUGCCUUUUUUUUUUAAGUUGUAAUAGUGGUCAAUGUGUAUCAUAGUAACAUUAACAACAAUCUAUUCUUGACUGUGGACAUAUGCCAGGAUAUCAUAUAUCUCCCUGUCAACAUUAUUUUUAUCCACCAGUACCCAUUAACAAUACUUGACCAUCAUUAUAUAGCAAAUUGUAAACAAUAUCUCUGGUCCUCUAAAAUUUGGAAACUUACAUCAUGUUGUAUUGAGAGGAGGGCUAUACCAACAUGAAAAAUUUUACUUCAAGUUGAUAAAUAAGAAUUGUACCUGAUGUUCAUAUGAUGUGUGGUUCUAUCCAUCAGCUUCAACCCAGAUCCCAAGGUUCGCAACACUUUUUGGACACUGACAAUUGGUGGGGCAUUUACCGCCAUGCCAGUUUGGACAGUCAGUCAGACAGCGGUACAGCGCUUUCUGGCCAUCAAGUCAUUCAAGCUUGCUAAAAGGUACAAAAACAUGUGCGAUUCAAUUUCCAUACAAAGCUUUGGAACACUUGUUGAUAGACUGUCAAAAAAAACAAAACCUACAUAUAAAGAAGCAAUUAUCCAGCAACAGAAUGAAUUCAAAAUAAAAAUCAUCAAACUGCCUAAAAAAUACAGGAAAUAGGAGUCACAAGUCUUAACCCUUUCAUUCCCAGAUCAUAUUAGUAAUUCUCCUUACUGUCUGCCAUACAAUUCUUAUAAUGCUAGUUCAGAGAACUUGGUAUUGGAUCAACUUAUUUUCCCCAAAUUGAUAUUUUUCAUUAUUCUUAUCACUUGUCUUGUUGAUACUGUACUGAUAUUGUAAGGAGAAAUUCUGUCUUGGUCACUCAUGGGAUGAAAGGGUUAAAUGGUUCCAACUAGUUUUGUAUCUGAUUGGUUAAGAUGUGGCACAAGUCUUCAUAACCUACAGUAAACAGAGUGUGGCAGAAAAAAAAACAACAAUAAUUGACUGUAAACUUUCAUUAACUUUUCCUUGAAAACUACUCAAAUAACAUUUGAAUGAUGACCAGAAUAACUCAAACAAAACUUCCCAGCAGUCUACUGCAUCAAAUUUAAACCUGUUCUUGUGUUUCUCAAAGUGGCCCAAGCAAACGUCCACUUGUGGGAAUUAAAAAGGAGGUACCUUCCAGGCAUUAAAUAUAGUUUGUGGAUGACAAUCAACUUUCAAAGCAACUAGAUCUAGAUCUGAAAUACAAGUAGUUCAUACUGUUUUCGACAGCACUAUUACAUACAAAUAUUGAGUUCCAUAUUAUUUUGGUGAGGAAAACGACUUUAUUCGGUUGCCGAUGGCACUGAACCGCGAAAAAAUUGUAGAAAAUAACGAGAAAAACUCCAAACAGUACGCAUCUUCACAUGCAGGUCUCCGUUGAUUAUCAUUGGGAAAGUCUGGCCACGCCUGGCUAUAAAAAGUUUGUACCUGGAAUCCAAAGAAUAUAAACUAUACUCUCUCUGCAGCCUACCUUUCGCUAUCAAGCUUAACUUUUUAGAAGAAGUCCCCACCUCGCUCUGUUAGGUUCUUCGUAUAGACUCACACGCUCAAUUAACCUCUAAGUUCUUCCAUUUUGCAUUUCGACGAAAGACACGUGACAGCUGACACGCGACUGUCACGUACUUGUCAUUUGACAUGAGGGAGAUCAAUUCUUAUUUUUCUGGAAAACAAAUGAAAUUGAAGAAUUAAAAAUGAGGAAAAACGCUUGCUAAUUCGCAAGAGAUUACAAUAUAAUUUUCUUGUCAUCAUUCUUUGGUGUUAAUUGAUUAACAAGUUCAUCAACAGGCUUAAAUGAAAUGCAGCUCCUCUUCGAAAGGUAUAACAAAAAUAAGGAUUAAAAAUUGUUUGUUUAGAGCAAUUUGUUAUUGAGAGACGAAAGUAAUCCAAGAUUGUAUUCGUUUGCUUCACUUUGCUUUGUGAUUGGUCUAGAAAAAAAAAGCGCCACUCUCUCAACCAAUCAGAUGCAAAACUAACAUCAUCCAAGACUUGGUCGCCUACGUUUUCCCGCGCUUCAGGCGGCUUGCCUGUUCUUUCUUUGAGUUCUCAUUGGCUCCUCAGGGUAUUUCCUUUCUUUUGAUUGGCCGUUGGGUUUGGGUUUUCACAACGCUCAAUCGAAAAGCGUUCUAAUUCGUUUCAUCUAUCCUUUCAGCUUAUCAGUCAUCUAUUUAUCUAACGACAUAUUUAUUCAAUCGUUUAUCUAUUUAUGAAAAUUUCUGUUUCUCUCUCUUUAGAGCGGUGUGGCUGAAUGUCCCUGGACUGAUCUUGAUUGUGACUCUAUGUUUUUUUGACGGACUGGUUAUUUUUGCCAACUAUGCUUUCUGCGAUUUACGAGUAGAAAAGAAAAUCACAAGCAAUGACCAGGUAAAUUUCUCGUGUAAAAACCUUUAAUAUCGCUGCUUACGAAUGGACAUCCUCGAGUCUUUUGGUGAAUAAUUCCUUGAUUUAUUACUCGAUUGAUCAAAACAAGUAAAGAAAUUAUCCUCGCAAGUGAGCUGCUUCCAUUUAAGAAAUCUCAGAGAAGAACCCUGCAAAAAAGAGAAAAAAUCAGAGAUUCGAACCUGUGCCUCCCAAAAAUAAGUUGGAAUAACUUCUUUACUUGUGCCGCAUCUGCAGGUCAAGAAAUUAUUUAUUGCAUUGCAUUUAUUGCAAUCAUUUAUUGCACUGCGAUUAAUUAACCUAUAAUUUCUCUUUAGACUCUCCCGUAUUUUGUGAUAAACAAGCUUGGACACUUGAAAGGGCUGCCGGGAAUGUUUACAGCUGUCCUUUACGCAGGAGCUCUCAGGUAUUGUUUAGAUGAAAUGUGAAUGCAUACAUGAUUGAGUGCGAAGCGCAUUUUUUGUUGUAAGCGCAAGGCAGUAUUCAAACUUCCCGGCUUUGUCUUGAGUUGUUCUCAUCCCGCGGGUCACACAACCACAGCUCACGCUUCGCAGACUGUUUUUUCUCUGAUUUCGUUUGAAGUGUGCAAAGUGAUCAGUUAAGGAGAUGCGGCUCUUGAAGUUUAGCGCACCAGUGGUUGUUUUAAUUUAUCUCGAGUGUUAUACCUUUGAUCGUCAGCACUGCUUCCUCUGCUCUAAACGCCAUGGCCCUGGUCAGCUUGGAGGAUGUUGUCAAAAAGAAAGUCCCGGAUAUUACUGACUCUGAUGCUGCCAAGCUGUGCAAGAUAAUUGGUCAGUUAUUUACGGCGUUGUUCUCUUCAUCGUUAUGAGAUAUGUGUAAUCUACGUUUAUAUGCUAAGCUGAAUUAUAUACAUGCGUUAUGGUUGGUUCUAUCUAAUGAUCUGUUGGAGGACAGACACAAAAAUUAUGUCACCAUGAACAACAAUUUGCCUUCUUAUCAUGUAUAACAAAUGGAUUCCAUGUUGCUGCGCGUCUCCACAGAAAUAUAUCACAGAUGACGUCAAAAUGGGGUAUGAACAUCAGUGACACACUCGUCUGCGCCUCGUGAGCUUCUUUUGUAUUCACAUUUGACGUCAUCUGUGAUCAAUUACUGAACAUGGAAUCUGUUUCAGCUAAUUGGAAGAGCGAUUUCAGUGUUACGCAGAAGUUAGACUCAAACCUUCCUUUUUUUGCAGCUCUGACAUUUGGUGUGAUCGUCAUUGGAGGCGCUUUCGUCGUGAAGUAUGUUGGAACUAUGGUUUUGCAGGUAUGUUUUUGUAUUACGGUGUCUUCAAUUGCCGACUUCUUUUUAAUAGCCGGUACCAUGCAAGGCUCUCUCUUUGACAACUGCGACCACUGUUUGUUACUCGCCGAUUCUCUAAUCUUUCGGUCAGUGGCAGAAGUCUCGGACCUGGCCAUCUGUUCACUGACUCAACAUAGAUCGAGAGUCUCUUGUGAAAAUCUCUAUGUAAACUUCAAUUUAUGUUCAACUGUCCUUGCUAUUUCAAUCUAGUUGGCUUACAGCAUCUUCGGAAUCUGUGGUGGUCCUUUGCUAGGAAUAUUUCUCCUUGGAAUGUUUGUUCCACGCGCAAACUCAAAGGUAUGCUGACACACUGUCUUUUAGGACAUAAGCAUGAUUGCGUAACAAAACCAGCGAGCGUUGCAAGCUUGCCCUGCGUAAUUGAGGAAUAUUCAAUUUAGUGUUAAAAAAAUGCGGGAUUGCUUUGUUUUUGCUUUACUUCGCUUUGUGAUUGGUCUGUAAAACUCGUGCCGCUCUCUCAGCCAAUCAGAUGGAAAAGUAAAACCAAUCGCGACUUGGUAGUCUGCGUUUUUCCGCGCUGCAGGCAGUUGGUUAUUUUUACUCUAAGCUCUCAUUGGCUCUUGAAAGCACUUUCCUUUCUUUUGAUUGGUCGUUGCGAUCAUUUUGGUUUUGGUUUUACGACACUCAAUAGAAAAGCGCUCAACAACAGCACUUGUUUGAUUGCGCAAUGCUUCAGUCUCGUGCCGCUUCCACUACGCAGCGAGUUAAUUUACGCGCCGAGAGAAAUUACUCGUUUUGUGAAUCACACCUUGCGCACUUCGUGCGGCAAAGCAUCUGGCUGAAUGGGCUUUGCCAAAAUAAGGGAUCGUGUCAACAUCUGAAGUAGACGAUGUGAACCAUUUCAAUAUCAAUUGCAGGGUGCCUAUUUUGGUGUGUUCACCGGAGCUGCUCUAACCACGUGGGUUUUCCUCGGAUCCGUAUUGUUUCCCCCCAACAAAUACCCAGGUCUCCGCUCGGUUCAGGGAUGUGAGUUUUAUAUUAAUGCGUCACUUGCCAACAGCACAUAUCCUGAUGGCUCCUACAACAAUGCAUCAGCCAAGAUUUUGGACCAGUAUGGAGAUGGAUUAAUCAGAAACGAAUUCAAAGGCCACAGGUAUUCCUUAGGUGCAGAAGUUAUGAAAAAAAAUUGAGAUACCUUUCGGUGACUGCCUAUUUAGCAAUUUCCCCCAUCCUCAUCGGCGAUGUUCAAGGUCAUUGAAAGCAAUAUAUGGGGGGGGGGGGGGGGCAUGGCUUUCGAACAGGCCUUCAUUAUUAGCGCUUCAGCCGACACGCGUAUCUCUCACCACGGGAAGAUUUGAGAUGAGCUGAGGAGAGGUUUAACGGGGGUCUGGCUCUAUCAAUGAUAAUGACCAUUGCAGACCUCUUAUCGCCUAACGUUGCUAAAUGCAUCAUACUUUGCCGCGGUAAAGGGCGUGCUCGAAAGCUAAGAGAAUCUAUAAUCUUAUUCUCCAUUUCAGUAAACAAAGGAACAUUUUCGAGGAGAAGGAGUGAUUACUUGAUGGGGAAAUUGCUCUAACAGUCGCGCUAAUCGAUCUUGGAAUCUUGCCCUAAGGGCUCUUUUAAUUAAACGUUAAACAUAAUACAUGAUUAGUUUUCAAUGUAAUAUCUUCUCUGUAGAUUUAUGAGUAAUGGUUUUUUGGUGUUUGUUUUCUUUAGUGCGGCCAUCGCUGAUUUCUACAGCAUGUCCUAUCUGUGGUUUAGUGCCCUGUCUGUCCUCACUUCCUUCACCGUUGGAUGCAUAAUGAGCUUCAUUCUUGGUGAGUUUAUUUUCAGAUGGCUGGAUCCCCACAUUAUCUACUUUCUGUUACGAUACAGGCCCCCAAAGAGGCCAAUUAAGUCUUCCCUUUGCUACGGUACGAUCAACGCAAAAAAUAUUCGUUUUAAUUCGUUACCCGAUUCUCAAUUGAGAGUCGACAUACAGUAACCCUACAUUGCUUUGGUUUCUCUACUCUAAGUUGUCUCAGGCUUCUUGUGAUAUUUCCCUUUCUUCUGUUUGGCCAAUUUGAGUACCUUGGGUUUGAUUUUACGACACUCAGUCGAAGUGCGCUCAAUCUGGUAGAGCGGUACGCAAAAUAUAUCUAUUAGUCUGAUGAUGAUUCUCUAUUGUAUUAAAGAAACUAAAGAGGAUAAAGAGAAAGAGAUCGACCCUAAGCUACUGUUCCCGCUAAAGGAAUGGCUGUGGUCCUUCCUUCCUGGCCAUUCUUUCAAAUGGGACUUCGAAGAUGAGGAGGAGGAGGAUGAAGUGGUGCCUAUUCAUGAGGAUGUAAGACACUUAAACGUUUCUAGUUUACAAAAUUUAUAAAAAAAAAAAACAUUACCCAACUGCGCUAAGUAAAGUACAAACAACGCGCGAGUCGAGUGUUAAUAUCCUGUGACCAUAGCUUAAGAAUAAUCUCGAUUUUGGAAACGAGCACGUGGCAAUUAAUAGAACCAAAAGAAAGGUAAAAAAAACGAGCGAUAAAUUUUACUUUGAGUAACGACUACGAGGUAGAUAACAUAAUCACAAAACAAGUUAUUGCUUACCAACGUUCGCAGGUCUUGAUUACUUUAUCGAGGAUUACAGUCUAACUUGUCUUCUAUUCAAAAACGAUCUUGAACACGCGGGGUUUUAUUUUGAACUGAAACGCUAACUAUAAUUUUCAGUCUAGAAAGAACUAAUCACGGGGCGUCAACCCCACCAAAAAAUAUUUCGCAGCUUUUCUCGGAAGCUUAAGCUCACUUAGCUUCAACGGAAGCAGUUACACGAAGAUGACGCAGUCUUUGUUACUUUUCAGGAGAUCAAGGUCAACUGGGAUGACACUCCGCCGGUAGAUUCGAAAGGCAAACAGGAAAAACUCGAAAUGGGAAACUUGUACACCAAUAAUUUGAUGGAGAAUGGCAACAUUUAAUGACACGUAAUUUGUACAACCGCAUUUACAAUUUCAUUGCCGUUUCCAACUCCAUAUUUUUAUAAUUGCUUUUGAAGUUAAGUUAAAGCGUUUUUUGGGCUAAUUGCCGUCAUUUACCUUUGUAAAAUUGUUAGUGGUUGGAGUAAAGAAAGACGGCCUUUAUGUCGAUAGUAACCUUAGAUAGUGUUGUAAACUGGGACAAGAAAAUUUAAAAAACCAUAACAUUAAUGUGUUCGCCUCAUAAGCUAUUGUGAACAGAAUUGAAGUAUAUCACCCUUGAGGUUUGGCCAUUUAAUUUAGACGAAAAAUGGCUAUUUUCUUCAUUUCUCUGUGUUAGUAUUUAAACUUGCUAAUUCCGACGAAAAAGUUUUAAAUUCAGCGAGCAUUGCAGAUUAGUGUGAGAUGUUUUUGACUGUCAUGCGUUUGGUAAUCUGUUAAGACAGAUCACAAUUUUUUGCAUUAAAAAAUUAAAAGGUCCAAAGUUCUCAUGUCAUUUCCUAGAUAAAGAAUGAAUUGAAUUUAAAUAAACAACUUUGAUACGUUAAUUUUUGAUGUAUAAAACAAUUACAGAACGAGACGGAAAUAGGCUACAGCAACGCAAGUCAUAUAAAUAAAAUUAUAUAAAUUUUGUGAUAUUUACUCAUUUUCAAUGAUGUUUUUCCCAGUAGAGAAUUGACUUCGAUGGUCUUUUAUCUUAGGGGCAACAACAGAAUAAACAGUAC